AUGACGGCUGUCGCUAGAGUUCCAGGUGGAGGUGGUGACGACGAAGACCCUCACAACACCACACCCCGUCUCCCCGCUGAUCGCGUCGAUGUCGUCCCCGAAGCUGAAGAAACACGAGUCUGCAACAGAUGCCGCGUGCGCAAGCCCAUUGCCGAGUUCGCGCCAAAGCAAGCCAGCACUGCUCGUUCGAGUUCGCGUGGUCCAGUCAAGACGUGUCUGAAGUGCCGUGGUGGAGAUCUCAUGGUGAAGAAGAGGCGUGGUUCUGAGCCUACAGUGUCGUCUCCUCUUGCGUCGUCUGCGAAGAGACAGGAGAUAUGUCCUCUUGCAUGGCCUUCUCAACUCGGUGUACCCAUGCAACCCGCGCCCACUCGUUCCGUCAGUCAAUAUGUCGCCCAGACACUUGGUCACGCAGUUGAUCAGCAAGCCGGCCAGACGAUCGCCCAAACGCUCCUCGACCUUGGUGCACCUUCACGAGCCCAUACGCCAACCAUGGGACCUCCACCUACCAGAGGCCGCGGCAUGACAAGAGGAAGCGCUAUAACUCGUACGCAAUCAGCAAGUCCGUCUCGCACAUCUUCACCUUCGCGAAGUCUUGUCAUGGACGUCACAACUCGCGCUGCUGAACGCGCCGCUUCUAUGCGCUCUCCUGGUUCUGGAGGUCUCGGAUCACCCCCUCCGCCGCACACUUCUCCUGGUCAGCCUUUUGGCUUCCAGCGCUCAUCUCCGGUGAGCGGUCGUCCAUCUCCUCUUCUUUCGUCACACACGCCUCCAGGUCAUGGUACUGGCUCUCCUGGUCACUCUGCCUCCUCUGGUUCAGCAUCUUCAAUCCGUUUCCUUCAUACCACCACAAGUCAUGCUGUCGGCCAUCGAGAUCUCGCCUCGGCAGGAGAAUACCGCGUCUGGUUCAUCUGCGAGGCUUGUAACCAUGCUCGCGCAGAAGCACGCAGAGCUACGGUAUCAGGCCAAGUUGAUUUCUGCCAAUACUGCGAGCAAGGCAUAUCCGGUCGACCACUCCGUUAA
This is a messenger RNA of Aureobasidium namibiae CBS 147.97, 1020 nucleotides long. RefSeq lists its product as uncharacterized. The record is from RefSeq and is a predicted model, not a curated record. The transcript has a single exon. Lineage: Eukaryota; Fungi; Ascomycota; Dothideomycetes; Dothideales; Saccotheciaceae. The coding region runs from base 1 to 1020 and encodes 339 amino acids.